This is a messenger RNA of Trichoderma atroviride IMI 206040, 1278 nucleotides long. Lineage: Eukaryota; Fungi; Ascomycota; Sordariomycetes; Hypocreales; Hypocreaceae. The record is from RefSeq and is a predicted model, not a curated record.
GCAUUGACGCAAGCCCUGAGAGUCUCGCCAAAUUCACCAUGCACAAGCGUCUGCACCGAUUCCAACUUCUCACAAUCGGACCCAACCUUCUUCGAUGAACAAUGGAAAGACAUUGUCUGCACCGACACAGCCUUCGAUGGUACGCCACAGGGGAAAAAGCUGGAGAGCUGCUUCACGUGCCUACAGAAUAGCACUUACACCCAUGGCAGCGAGAGUGACCAGGAUUGGUUCCUCUAUAACCUACGGUACUCUGCCAGCUACUGCAUGUUUGGCUAUCCCAACAGCACUGGUUUCGACUCGGGCCCUUGUACGACGACCGUGGGGUGUGGAAGCCUCUCUGAUGCCCUUGAGCUAAGCAUCAAGAACCCAACGAGCUUGACCCCUUAUGAUUAUUGCGAUGUCAAUGGGGGUGCCAUCACCAGCAAUCAAGUUCAAGGAUGCCUACAGUGCAUCCAGGCGGAUGGAGAGCACGAAUAUAUGUCCAACUUCCUUCUUGCCUUACAAGGGGCUUGCCAGGUGAAGCCUACUUCAGAUUCCGUCUUGGUUCUGAACAAGCCACUCUUUGGGAAUGAUACCGUCCAAGUUGUUAGUUCGUCAUCAUCUUCCGACAACAAAGGGCCUACAAUUUCCACCUCGACAAUCGUGGGCAUCGUCGUUGGUGGUGUCGUUCUAUUGGCCUUGAUUGCAGGCUUCACGUUUGUAUGCAUUCGCAAACGCAGAAAUCGUGCCAAGGAGCAAGACCGCGCCUCUGGCUAUUCUUUCCGCUGCCAGACCAGAGUGACUCCCACCGAUGACAACUUCCAUGGCAACGAGAAGGCGCAUGUCAUGGUUACCAAUGGUAUUCCCAUCGGUGCAAAUGUGUAUCCUCAGGCCCAAUAUCCCUGGAAUAGCCAGAGCUCAUUAAACGUCACCAUUAGCCGACAGGACAGCGCGAUCAUGCGGCCCAGCGUCAUAACUAGCCUGCCACCACCUCCUUCGGCGCACAUCUCUCCUCGGCUUUCUUCGCCGGAUGAUUACUCGACUCCAGCUUCUGCUGUUUCCACUCGGUCCAGUGCUCCUCUACUUGCCACUCCGCAGCGGGGGUAUUCUCCUUCACCUCACUUGGCCCAGUCUAGCUGGUCACUCAGCCCAAGACCAAACCGCCUCGAUAAGAGGUGGGAAGAUGAAAAUCAAGGAUUCGGUAAUGCUCUUGGGCUUGUUAGCAAGAAGAAGAACCAGACGAACGCGGUGAGCCCUGUCCAGAGCGAGGUUAUUCAGACAUCUUUCCCGCCACCACCU